AUGGCGCCAUGUUGGCGCAGAUGGCCCCACGGGUGCUUGGGCGCCUUUCUUCUGGCCGAGCUCUCCGUGCAUGCGAUAGCCACAGCUUGGAUCCGCAAAGAGGCUGAGAUCGCUGCACAUGGCCUCUUCCAGCUCUCUGACGCCAGUGAGCAUGUGCAGGGCUACCAGAGCUGGAGCGACUUGGGCGUAGGCUCGAAGUCACGUCCGAGCCUGUCGCAGCCAGACGACCGCACAGUCUGGAAGUUGCUGCAUGCGGGGUCGGAGGACGGCAAGGAGUUCUCCGAGAUCAUGCAGGACGUCCAGAAGUCCGAGCCGACGACGACCACAACCCCAAGCCCUGAAAGCUUCCAGGAUUCCAUUCCCGCGCCGCUCUUGUCAAUGCGCUCACCGACUGCCCCGAGCCGCAUCCGCUCGCACGCCUUCCAUCCCACCAAGGGCGGCAACCUGAACCAUUCGGGAUACUCCCCGUAUGUGGGCGUUCAAGACCUGGCCUUUCCUACUUGGACCUUCGUCCACCCGCAGGUUCAGCCCAAGGGCCUUCGGACGGCCACGAGGAGGGUCUUCCAUGGCUCGCCGUUGAUCGACGCCGAUCUCAACGUGUACAUUCAAAGCACAUCCGGGUGGAUCUUCUCGCUCACGAAGGAUGGGGACCUGCGGUGGUCCUUUGACCUGAACUCCGAGGACCCGCAGAACCCAGGUAACAUGGCCCUCUUGGACGGCACGGCUUUUGUGUGUACGGAAGACGGCAUGGCAUGGGCGAUCGACCUCGUGGAGGGCUCGGAGAGGUGGAGGCAGAAGAUUGCCACCCACUGCUCUACGGAUGCGUUCUCCGUCGUCGCUCGAAAAGGCAGUAUCCUCAUCCCCUGCAACCCGGCCAACGGUGACGACCCGGACAACAUGGAAGGCAGCCAUGGCCUCUGCGCAGUUUCCGAGACGGAUGGCGCCCCCAGGUGGACCUUUAACUUGAACCGCUAUGGCAGCAAGGGCUACAACUUGGCACCAAGCGUCGUCGACGGCAUUGUCUACUUCACAGAUCUGGCCGGCGCAGUGUACGCCAUCUCUGAAGAGGACGGGCAGGAGGUUUGGCACCAUCCGGGCAGCGAGGAGGCCACCUUCUCCACAGCCACGUCCGUAGUUGGCCCUGACAGCCGCCUCUACAACGCCUUCAACGUCGGCGAGAAAGGCGGCUCGGGGACCCAAGGCGUGCUACGCUGCCACGACCUGAAGUUUGGCGAUGUUGUUUGGUCCAAGUCCUUUCCAGAAGGCAUCAAUGCUGCCCCUGCUGUUGGACCGAUGGGGGCCAAGAACCGCACCGCCGUCAUCGUCGGCGUGGGCAACAACCCGGAAUGCCUCCCGGAGCCCGUCAUUGGCCCGACCAAGAGGGCCAAGCUCUUUGCCUUAGAUGCCGAAACGGGGCAAACGCUGUGGACCUUCACGGCUCCCGAGUACUCCCUGUCCUGCGCUGGCAACACUCCAGCGGAAGUCUGCUGCCCAAGCAUGUGGAGCCAGCCGACCCUGGCCGCAGAUGGCCGAGUCUACGUGAACUGGUCAGGAGGCAAAUUCUUCACGCUGCUGGAUGCAAACCUCGACGGCACCAUCGACGCCAACGAUCCCAGGGAGUUCUCCUUCUACCACCACGGGAAGGGCUCCAACAGCCAAACUGCCUUGGCUCCGGGACUUAUGGUGGCCGCCGUCUGCAACAAAGUCCUCGCGUACCAGACCUGA
Messenger RNA from Symbiodinium natans, 1725 nucleotides. Lineage: Eukaryota; Dinophyceae; Suessiales; Symbiodiniaceae. The record is from the annotation of a GenBank genome assembly.